Molecule: messenger RNA, 1840 nt
Organism: Frieseomelitta varia
Lineage: Eukaryota; Metazoa; Arthropoda; Insecta; Hymenoptera; Apidae
Product: zinc finger CW-type PWWP domain protein 1-like
Exons: 6
Coding region: 263-1615 (450 amino acids)
Cellular component (GO): nucleus
Molecular function (GO): zinc ion binding
Source: RefSeq, a predicted model, not a curated record
UAUAGACACGCGUGUUUCUCAUUUGUUAGGAAAGCUGGAUUCCUAUUGGUUGGCGUUGCUUUGCAACAAAUACCGUGCGAAUGGGUAUGCGAACCCCGUUAUAGACGCGGCGGGUUUCUCGUUCAAUCGCCACUUUUAGUCAUUCCCGCGAACGCGAUUUUUUUCUGAUAAAUUGAGCCGUUUUCGUCCGAUGAAGAUAGAGUGCCGUUAAAUAUUUUCUCUUCGUACACAGUGUCGCAAUAUUUAAGCCCGGGGUCCAGUCAUGCAACGACCAACUCGAAACGGUAUGCAGGGGAGAAAUUUUCUGUUUCAACGAUCGGAUCUGAAUCAACGAACUCCCAGUCUGUUUGAAACGUGGAGGCUGACCGAGAUAAAGUGUUUCAAUUCGUCCUCAAAUUUGUCGUCGCAGUCCAAUUUGUUUUGCAAACAAUCGUUCGAGAAUACGUGCAACUCGUACAUUACACCACCAGUGGAGAAGAUAUACGUAAAAACGCCGAGGGCGCCAGUGAAGUUCAAGAAGCAAGUGAAGAAGGGCGAUUUAAGGCCGAAGAAGUUACACUACACCGACGACGAACUGGACAAUUCCUCAACCAACACAGACAGCGGCAUUAACGUUCAAUUUGACCAAUCAAACGACACGUUUCACAAACAACGUGCAACGAAAUGCAAUAGAUUAGAUUGCACGCAGAGUCAGAUGCGUGGAUUACGCGCGAAAUUAGACAGGAUUAAGAUGCAUACGGAUGACAAAGAAAACGACAAAAGUAUUGUAGAAAAUAGCAGAAACAAUGUAGCACAAGAAUCUGUAGUAUUCAAUCCAAAUGCAGAGGUGUUGUCACAAUGUGACGAUAAUCUUGAUUGGAAAGAGAAAUUAUACUGGCUACAGCCUAGAAGGGACGUUGGUUUAUGGAUUGAGUGCUGUAGGAAAAAAUGUAAAAAAUGGAGAUACAUUGAAAGUUACCAUGAUCCGGUAGAUGUGCCUAAACUAUGGUAUUGCGAAAUGAAUUCUGAUAAAUCAAUGGCAUCUUGUGAUGUACCAGAACAUCCAAAAUCACAAGCCAUCAAAACUGACUUAAUUGAAAACGAUUACAAUGCAGGUAGCAUUGUUUGGGCACGUAUUAAAGGCUAUCCAUGGUGGCCUGGUAUCGUUAACGAUUGUCCUGAAACUUGCACAUAUUAUAAAUUACCUAAAAAUUCUCUUAAACCUAACAAAUACUAUGUCACAUUUUUUAACAAAGAAAAACUUGAAAGUAACUGGAUUUCCAAGGGAAAUAUUAAAUCAUUUAAAACAAAUAAAUAUACUACACUUAUUAGACAGACAAAGUUUAAUGGAAUUGAUUACAAAAAGCCUUUACAAGAAGCUUAUGAAAUGGCCACAAAUGCACUUUCAUUAUCAAUUUUAGAAAGAUUAAGAAGAUUCAGCUUUCUGGCAUUCUAUGAGAAAUUUUAUGACAUCAACAAUAAUUCGUCACAAAUAAUAAACAAUAAUUCAACAACAGAUAUUUCAUCAGAUAUGGACACAAAUUCAGAUGAUGAAAUACCCUGUUCAAAACCUAAGAAAAAGCAGUACACUUUGAAAGAGUAUUAUUUAGAUGUUAUAUGCAAAAAUCAAAGAUAGACGAUAAAUGAGAUAGACAUUCAAUUCAACAUUCAAUAAAUAAUGAAUUUCUGUUAUAAAUACAAACAAUACGUAUGAUAUAAAGAAUUAAGGUAUACUUAUGUUUAGUCCAGUCCUAUUAUUAUAUGAUAUAAUAUUAAUGCUAAAAUAUUUAUCAUACAUAACUUCUUACUGUCCAAGUUGUAUGAAAUAAAAUUUAUAACCUAUAAAUUUGGUUUUCGUAAC